AUGGCACCCCACUGCCGCUGGCAAGAGCUCAAGGACAUGGUACGCCAGACGGCCUUGCAUAUCCGACAGGCAGUCGUAUACGACGACCAGCACGGAUUUCCCACUGGGUUGGGGCAAAUUAUUGUGAAGAAUGAAGACGAAGCAUGGCGCACAUACCAUAGACUUUCCACCAACGGAUGGGAUGGACAGAGUCUCGUCGUCACUCUGGCUCGAACGAGCUCCCCUACAAGGCCUGUUGCAGGUCCCACGAAGAGCCCUACCUGUGUGAUUCCCCCGGCAUACGUUGCAGGCUAUUCGACUCCUCCUCGAGUCGCGCAGAACUUGGCCAUUCCUCCUUCACCCAUCUCCCCAGACACCCCUCUUGUCCCAAUGACUCCAGGCCCGGCCCCAGUUUACCAGGGCCAGGGCCCAGAGUAUGCACAGGUCAUCAACCCGAUGGCCAUGCCCCCUCCUCCUCCUCCUCCCCCCUAUCUCCAGCCCUUCGUCCCCGUCUUCACCGACCAACUACCAAGUAUCCCACACUCGCCAUCUCUGAGCCACUCCUUCUGCGACACGCUCGCCUUCGCCAUGCUCCCCACAUACCCUAUCCCCCAGCUACACCCUCACCCCGAACACCCUUUCACCAACAGCAACACCAACAACAACAACACCCCCCGACCAAGAACCACCUUCUACCCGCGCAAACCUUCAAGCAGCGAACCAAGCCAACUCCAAACCAACUCCCGCUUCACACCCCGCCGCACCAUCUUCAUCCAGAACCUCGGCCCAACAACCACACCCCACGACCUGACCCUCUUCCUCCAAGACGCAGGCACCAUCGAGCAGUGCGAGAUGCCCCUAAACCCAGACACAGGCCGCUGCAAGGGCUUCGCGCGCGUCACCUUCCGCUCCGCCGACGAGGCCAAGCGCGCCAUCGCUCUGUACAACACGGCGUUUUUCCUCGGCGCCAAGAUCAGGGUUAAGAUUGACCGGAGUAGCUAUUUUUCUUCGGGUCAUGGACAUGGCCAGGGCCAGGGUUAUGCUGCGAGCGAAGGGUAUUAUCUGCCGAAUAGCCUCAGCCAUUCCGAGAAGAAGACGGAUCAGGUUGAUAUAACCACCGCGCCGGGCCCGAGGACGGUGGACAGGAACAGUGUGCGCCAGGGGGCCAACGACAGGGAGAGGGAUCGAUGCCAGCCACUUGUGGUGAAUGGGUCCGGACUGGGGAGCAAGACGGCGCUGGCGAUUUGA
Molecule: messenger RNA, 1227 nt
Organism: Aspergillus udagawae
Lineage: Eukaryota; Fungi; Ascomycota; Eurotiomycetes; Eurotiales; Aspergillaceae
Product: RNA-binding protein
Exons: 4
Coding region: 1-1227 (408 amino acids)
Cellular component (GO): cytosol
Molecular function (GO): mRNA binding
Source: RefSeq, a predicted model, not a curated record